This is a messenger RNA of Cetraspora pellucida, 1683 nucleotides long. The record is from the annotation of a GenBank genome assembly. Lineage: Eukaryota; Fungi; Glomeromycota; Glomeromycetes; Diversisporales; Gigasporaceae.
AUGUCCUUCGUAUUCGUAAUGUUACUGAUCCUGGCGGCUGAUUCAAAAAUAAGAUCAAAAAAACGCGUUGGUAAUUCUCAAAACGAUCCCGCAGUAAUGAAUUCAAUUGACGGAGAAGAUUAUAUAGACUUUGAUAAUUCUGACUCAUUGUUCGAUAAUUCUGAUUCUGGCGGUUUGAUUUCACAAUAUGAGAAUCCUGCUUCCAAGUUAAAAGAAAAAUUUAAUUUUGCUUCAUUCGAUUGUGGUGCUUUAGUUUUAAAAUCCAACCCAGAAGCAAAAGGCGCCAUUUCACUUUUAUAUGAAAGUAAAGAUUCUUAUGUCUUAAAUAAAUGUGCUGCCACGAAAUUCAUAAUACUGCAAUUAUGUGAAGAUAUUUUAAUAGAUUCUUUAGCAAUGGCAAAUUUCGAAUUUUUUUCUUCGACAUUCAAGGAUUUUAAAAUAUCUAUUAGCAAAUGGUAUCCUGCUAAGGAAGGUUGGAAAGUUAUAGGCGAAUAUAAGGCAAACAAUUCAAGGGAAUUACAGAUAUUUGAGGUUAAAGAUCCAUUAAUGUUUGCAAAGUAUCUUCGUAUAGACUUUCUGACCCAUUAUGGACACCAAUAUUACUGUCCAGUAAGUUUGCUUCGAGUUCAUGGCUCAAACGAAUAUGAAAAGUGGAAAAGAGAACAAGAAGAGAUUGAAAACCAACUUAAAGAAUCUCAAAGUCAAGAAGCUGUAUUAUCAUCUGAAUCUUCUCAUGACAUUGAUAUUGACGGAAAUAAUUUAAAUGAUGACAAUUCUAGCCUUUUAAUGCCAAUUACAUCUGAGACUAACGAAAAGGAUUCGGUAAAAGAGUUGCCGAGACAGCCGAAAACUCCUCCAGGAUUAACAGAUAAUCAAUCCAACCUGGGAAUCAAUGAUAAAACUAAUGUUGUAAAAGACCCUGUACCCUCAACAUCUGUCGACUUGUGUCCAGUAAACGAUGUUCAUAUGUUGUUUAAAGAUAAAUCAUGUUAUACUACGGUUCCUCUAAUCGAACAAUACUAUCAACCAAACAACAUCUACUCGGACGAAUCCCUAUUAUUUCCAGGUGUAUGUAUAAUUGAUAUGUGUCCAUUAUAUGUUACCGAAUCCGAUCUAGUAUCUACAGAAGAUAUAAAUAGUCUCAUCGAACAUAAGAGGCAGAUACAAAUAAUGAAUUUGGAAACAAAGUCUACACAACCUUCACUUUCAUCAACUACAUCUACGCAGAAGCCAUCAUCAACACCAAAGAUCUUCAAAGAUGAUAUGGGUGAUAUUUUCAUAUCUUCAUCUCCAGAUGGUGGUAGACAUUCAAAUGGUCAAGAUAGUAUUUUUAAAACUAUUAUGACACGUCUUAAUAAACUUGAACAUGACACGGAAUUAUCUAAUCGUUACAUAAGAAAUAUGCUUAAAGAAACUUUAACAGCCAUGGAUACAUUACAAUCACAAAACAUAAUGUCCAUGUGGAACCAGAUCAAUGAGACAGUAGGAAGCUUGAAAAAUGGAUAUGAGCAACUGGUAAUAGAAUCUAUUACUCAAAUUAAGGUUACGCAAAGUCGUCAUGACGAAGAAUUAAAGAAUGUUACAUCAGAUUUACAUCAUUUAGUUGCGGAGAUGUAUAUUCAAGGCUUCCUCACGAGAAAUGACGAAACUAUCGCAUUCGUGACUUGCGAGACAAAUUGUUAG